Messenger RNA from Medicago truncatula (barrel medic), 792 nucleotides. Its product is annotated as protein RSI-1. Bases 105 to 395 code for a protein of 96 amino acids. The transcript is spliced from 3 exons. NCBI's taxonomy places the organism in Eukaryota, Viridiplantae, Streptophyta, Magnoliopsida, Fabales, Fabaceae. The record is from RefSeq and is a predicted model, not a curated record.
ACAUUUCCUAAGUGAGACACAACUAAGAUUUCUUCUAUUCAUAUUCUCUUUACUUUGCUUUGAUUUUAUUUUCAUCUCAAAAGCAAAGUUUCACUUUCACAACAAUGGCUGCACGUUGCAAUGGCUCCAUCUUGGUGGUCAUGUCUUUGCUUCUUUUGGUUACAUUCUCUAAUGUAGCUGAGGCUUAUGGACGUGCAAAACUUCGUCCUCAAGAUUGUAAACCAAGGUGUACAUAUCGUUGUUCUGCAACAUCACACAAGAAACCAUGCAUGUUUUUCUGCCAAAAAUGUUGUGCUACAUGUCUUUGUGUUCCUCCUGGUGUGUAUGGUAACAAGCAAGUUUGUCCUUGCUACAACAGCUGGAAGACACAGGAAGGAAAACCAAAAUGCCCUUAAGAACCUAAUUUCUUCAUACAAAUCAAUAAUUAAGCAAUGUUGUCCUUAUUUAUUUUUUAAAAAUGCUAAUUGUUUUCAUACCUAUAGUGUAUGAAAGGUGAGUGUUUUUUCUUUUCAAUGACCACUCACAGUGUAUGAUCUUGUCCUUUUGACCAUAAUAUGAAGGUUGAAAGGCAUUCUUAAAUUUUGUACCAUGGUCCCCUAAAAAAAAUAUUGUGAACCUUGGUUUUGUUUUUCAAUGUUGUCUCUUAUCUAUACAAUAAAAUAAAAGUAACGAUGAGUUGCUUUGUGGUAAUAUACAAGAGUACAAGUGCAUAUUUAGUUCAAUUGUUGUACUGUGUUAUUUGAAUAUCAUAUUUGGGACACCGAGUAUAAUAUCAUAUACCCAUUAGCUAUA